AUGGAUGAAGAGCUUUGCACCGCCGCUUUACUGGCGUUGGAUCCGGCAGACGUUGCAGGGGACGCGGAGCACGCAGUUGCUGUGAGACACAUCACGUAUCGGCGGCUUUCUGCUUUUCCAAAAAUUGUGGAAAAGCGACUGCUCGCCUUGUUGCUUAGCGGGCAACUUCAUGGCCACCAGCUGACAGUGAUGGACACCAUUCUGCAGCACGUCGUUCAGGUUUCUACCGGACGUUUGCUUAGUUGCAGUCCAGCGUUAAUGCGAUCCACUGCCAUCUGGCCGUUGCUUCGUAUUUCCUUUGUGAAACGCAACGAGUGGCUCACUCCUGCUGCGCCGCUGCAUGUCUUUUCGGACCUCAUGCUUCCCCUAAGUGCGUUGGUUUCCACAGACAACGAUCAACGAUCGUCGAAGAACAGGAACGACGAUGAGUACGGGGCAUGA
This is a messenger RNA of Trypanosoma rangeli, 441 nucleotides long. RefSeq lists its product as uncharacterized. The record is from RefSeq and is a predicted model, not a curated record. The transcript has a single exon. NCBI's taxonomy places the organism in Eukaryota, Euglenozoa, Kinetoplastea, Trypanosomatida, Trypanosomatidae. Bases 1 to 441 code for a protein of 146 amino acids.